This is a messenger RNA of Mauremys mutica (yellowpond turtle), 1541 nucleotides long. Its product is annotated as zinc finger protein 576-like. Bases 67 to 795 code for a protein of 242 amino acids. The transcript is spliced from 3 exons. NCBI's taxonomy places the organism in Eukaryota, Metazoa, Chordata, Testudines, Geoemydidae. Gene Ontology annotation, biological process: regulation of transcription by RNA polymerase II. The record is from RefSeq and is a predicted model, not a curated record. Gene Ontology annotation, molecular function: RNA polymerase II transcription regulatory region sequence-specific DNA binding; DNA-binding transcription factor activity, RNA polymerase II-specific. Gene Ontology annotation, cellular component: nucleus.
CGCGACGCAUUGAGCGGAAUCUAUACGCAUGCGCACCGUCGGACCCUGAGGCACACGAUAGACAAGAUGUCUGAAGUCACAGCAGAGAAGCGUCCCCUGGCUGAGCCGCUCCCGCAGGAGAUCCCAGUGCGGCCUGCGCUCCCUGCCAAGCAGGAGGCUGCCCCGGCCCGGACACGGUGCCCCAGCUCCGACCCAGAGCCCAUCUGCAUUGAGGACGAACCCGCCCGGCCCAGCCCCGAGGGGAAGGUUAAGGCCUCUUCCAGCAACAGCCCCGUCUAUCGCCUGGGUUCCAACCAGUGCUUCCACUGCCUGAUCACCUUCCCGGACGAGAAGUUCAAGGAGCGGCACAUGAAGCGGGAGCACCCCGAGGACUUUGUGCAGGAGAAUCUGCGCGACGCCCUCUUCGUCUGCUUCAUCUGCAGCAAGCCCUUCGAGAGCUCCCGCGCCCUCAUCUGCCACCAGCGCGGGCAUGCCCCCGCCCCGCCCCCCGACUGCCCCGACUGCCUGCGCCCCGCCUUCGAGUGCCCCGACUGCGGCCGCCGCUUCGGCCAGCUGGCCAACUACCAGCGCCACCGGCUGGGUCACGCCGCCGGCCGCAGCCUGCCCCACCAGUGCCCCGACUGCGGCAAGAGCUUCCGCCAGCUCUCCAACCUCCGCCGCCACCAGGCCUCCCACCAGCGCCCCCUGGAGCUGCUGCCCUCCCGCCCCUACUCCUGCACGGAGUGCGGCGAGAGCUUUGCCCAGGAGGCCGGCCUGCACGAACACUACAUCCGGCAUGCCCGCGGCGAGCUCUAGCGCCGCGGCCUGGGGGCUCUGGCACCGCCCCAGGAGCUCUCCGGCCCCCGUGGGGAGAGCUGGGGCUGCAGCAGAAUGCCCCCCUCUUCCGCCACCGAGCCCUCUCCCGUCAGCUCCGGGCACUGGGACAGCAGGCGCCACCUGGCAGGAAGUCGAGCAAGAAUGGGACUGGAAGGACAUUGACGGGACGAGAGGGCACCAGCUCCUCUCCGGCCCCAAGGCGGGGGAUUGGCUGGGGAAUGGGGCACGGGGCCUGUCCCCUCUAGGGAGCGCGGGCUCCUAUCCAGCCCCAAGGCGGGGGAUUGGCUGGCUCUGGGGGUUGGGGAAUGGGGCACGGGGCCUGUCCCCUCUAGGGAGCGCGGGCUCCUCUCCGGCCCCAAGGCGGGGGAUUGGCUGGCUCGGGGGGUUGGGGAAUGGGGCACGGGGCCUGUCCCCUCUAGGGAGCGCGGGCUCCUCUCCGGCCCCAAGGCGGGGGAUUGGCUGGCUCAGGGGGCUGGGGAAUGGGGCACGGGGCCUGUCCCCUCUAGGGCGUGCGGGCUCCUAUCCGGCCCCAAGGCGGGGGAUUGGCUGGCUCAGGGGGUUGGGGAAUGGGGCACGGGGCCUGUCCCCUCUAGGGAGCGCGGGCUCCUCUCCGGCCCCAAGGCGGGGGAUUGGCUGGCUCAGGGGGUUGGGGAAUGGGGCACGGGGCCUGUCCCCUCUAGGGCGUGCGGGCUCCUAUCCGGCCCCAAGGCGGGGGAUUGGCUGGC